Anopheles funestus (African malaria mosquito) is the source of this 5368-nucleotide messenger RNA. It is a transcript of the gene Nedd4, whose product is annotated as E3 ubiquitin-protein ligase Nedd-4. Gene Ontology annotation, molecular function: sodium channel inhibitor activity; protein binding; ubiquitin protein ligase activity. The transcript has 7 exons. Gene Ontology annotation, biological process: ubiquitin-dependent protein catabolic process; regulation of dendrite morphogenesis. Lineage: Eukaryota; Metazoa; Arthropoda; Insecta; Diptera; Culicidae. The record is from RefSeq and is a predicted model, not a curated record. Bases 770 to 3931 code for a protein of 1053 amino acids.
UAAAACCAGAAAUAUAACAAAACUUUGCUAAUAAGUCAUAAAAUUAUAUUAUAAAAACACCCGAUUCUAGUUGCCCAAUAAUCUCACCAAAACGAACGCGCAGAUUGAAAACAGUAUGUAAAAACCUUGGCCAUUCCGUUUUGCAUCAGCUGUCAAUAUUGUGCUGCAAAAAAAAACUACGACCAAAAGAAUAUCGUGCGGAACGAAGUGAAAGAACAUAAAGAAAUUAGCUCGAUAUCGUCUGGUGCGAGGUAAUUCUGAUGCGUUUUAGUUUCCGGUGUCGAUAAAUGUAUGCAAAAGUUUCACCAAUUGAUGAUGCAGUUGGUUUUUCGUGUGGCAUGUGAUUAAACGCGAGUGUGUGCAGGUGCUCUGCAUUGUGAUUCAUACGGCGAAUUACGAGAAGAGAACUCACAUUCCCCUAUUCACAAGAUUUAGCCCUCGGCACAAAAGUAGUUUGCAGUUACGCCUAGGCAAGAAAAAGCAGCAGGCCACGAAGCGAAAAGCCCAAUUAUUGAGAUAGGCGUGCAAGUGCAGGGACGCGAGUGCAUCAUUGCUUUCAGCCGCAGCUGGGAUGCACAAACCGUGUGGUGCUCCAUGAAGGGAAGUGGAAUGCUUAUUCCCUAGCCCCCAUCCCGUACUCCUGUGUUUCGAUGAUUAAUCCUCUCGAUCGUAUCAUCCGGUGCAUCAAUUCAGCCGUGUUCGUAGCUCAACCGUACCGUGCUGUUGUGUCCGUGGUGCAGUUGGUAUAAAAUUCCGCACGAUCGCGGGUAUGCGAUCACAGGUCAGCAGCAUCCAGACAACGUUUCAAUCGCCGCACGGUUCAUCACCGUCCGGCUCACCGGCGCUAACCAUCGGUUCCUUCAUGACACCACAGAGGCCACCCCGGAGAAGAGCCCAGUCGAUGGGAAACUCGACCUACGGUUCGAGUCCGGCUCUAUCGUCCCAUACUCCCCGAGGAUCACUUUUUACAGCUAACGAGGAAGAUGUGUGCUACGUGCGCAUCAAGGUGCUGGGAGCGAGCGGAUUGGCGAAAAAGGACAUCUUCGGGUACAGCGAUCCGUACGUGAAAAUCGAACAAAACACCAUCACCGGCGACAUCAACGUGGACCACAUGGUGACGAAAACGAAACGCAGGACUUUGAACCCGGUCUGGAAUGAGGAGUUUGUGUUUCGCGUCAUGCCAAACGAGCACAAGCUGGUCUUUCAGGUGUACGAUGAAAAUCGGCUUACGCGGGACGGUUUCAUGGGGCUGGUUGAGCUAACGCUGAUCAAUUUACCUCAUGAAAGCGAUGGCCGUACGAUCACGCCCCAGCGAUAUACACUCCGGGCCAAGCGCCAAUUCAGUUUACGCAUCACCACAAAGGUACGCGGCACACUUGAGCUGUACCAUGCAAUCAUGCGAAAUGAUGAUCCGGCCAUCGGAAGAACGCGAUCCGCGAUCAGUGUUAGUAAUCGUUCAUCUGCCACGAGCACACCGGUGGCAACGCAUCGAACUACAGGAUUGUAUCCACAGCAGCAACUUCCACCAAAUCAUCCCAGCAUUCGACCGUAUGCUGAUCUGGCUGCACUACCGCAACCAGACCCAUUGCCACCGGGUUGGGAAGUACGGCAGGAUCCUGUAGGCAGAAUGUAUUAUGUCAAUCAUAUCGCACGAACUACUCAAUGGGAAAGGCCGAGUAUCGUGGCGGCGCAACCGGGACUGAAUGAAAUGGUGGCCGCGUUUCAGCGACGUUUCCACAUCAGCAACGAUCCGGACAACGGAGGCAGUGGUAGCAAUAAUACAAGCAUGGCCGACACUGUCAGUAUUAUUUCGGAGAAUGGUGAAAACGGCGAAACGGCCAAUGCAUCAUCUACUGGCAUCUCUUCACCAAUGUCCGUGCAGCAUGCAGGUGAUGGUGGACCCGAACGAUCGGGUCCUACGUCACUACGUCGUGGUGAUAUAGACAUUAUGGGCCUUUCUCCUUCUCCGUCAAACACUUCUAUCGCUAGCAGUGCGAACGGUGGAACGAUACGCCCCAUACGUCCGGCCCCGCUACCACCAUCAUCUACGUCAACAUCCUCAGCCCGUGCUAGUCCAGUCGGUACGCCGGUACCCAGUCAACGACGGCGAUCGUCCCCAGGCAGCGGCGAAAAUGUUCUCCCACCAAGCGACGAGAAUGGAGAGUCUUCCUCUACUACGGUUGUAGCGCCUGAAGUUGACAAUAAUACCGUAUCUUCCGUGUUCACUGCCGGCACGGAAAAUGGGGAUGCUGAUGCUGAAAGCACGUCCAAUGUUCGGGAGAUCAGUGAGACUGCAUCGUCUUCCACCAUUGGUGAUCAGUCGCGGUCGGACUCAUCGAUUACUUCCACCGGACCGCAACCUUCUACUCCGAGCCAACCUACGUCCCCAUCACCGACCACGGCAGUAAAUGCGCCAAAUGCUACCGGUCUACCACCAGGCUGGGCGGUACAAGUGGCAGCGAAUGGGCGUUUAUUUUUUAUCGAUCACAUUAACAAAACCACCUCUUGGGUUGAUCCUCGAACUGGGCUUGCAAGUCCUAUGCCGAGCGCUGCCAAUGAUAGUUCCGGCCCAGCUGGCAGCGUUGGUUCGACGGACGGAGCAGGCGGAAGUCGCGGUGAUGCACGUUCCUCGGACGACAAUUUAGGCCCACUGCCGGAAGGUUGGGAGGAGCGCGUACACAACGAUGGUCGAACGUUCUUCAUCGAUCACAAUACGCGCACUACGCAGUGGGAUGAUCCACGGCUGUCGAAUCCAAAGAUCGCUGGUCAGGCUGUACCGUAUUCGCGCGACUACAAACAAAAGUAUGAGUACUUUAAGAGCCAACUGCAGAAACCUAGCAACGUGCCAAACAAGAUCGACAUCAAGGUGCGAAGGGCUUCGAUUUUGGAAGAUUCCUACCGUGUGAUCAAUUCGGUUACGCGGCUCGAUCUACUCAAGACAAAGUUGUGGGUCGAGUUUGAAGGUGAAACGGGGCUAGAUUAUGGCGGGUUGGCACGUGAAUGGUUCUAUCUGCUAUCGAAAGAGAUGUUCAAUCCAUACUACGGACUGUUUGAGUAUUCGGCGAUGGACAACUACACACUGCAGAUCAAUCCAAACAGUGGAUUGUGCAACGAAGAGCAUCUUAACUACUUCAGGUUCAUUGGACGUAUCGCAGGAAUGGCCAUCUAUCACGGAAAGCUGUUAGACGCGUUCUUUAUAAGACCAUUCUAUAAAAUGAUGCUGCAAAAGCCCAUCGACCUAAAGGAUAUGGAGGCAGUCGAUACGGAGUAUUAUAACUCCCUGCUUUACAUCAAAGAGAACGAUCCAAGCUCGCUGAUGCUGACCUUUAGUGUGGAUGAGGAAAGCUUCGGUACGACGAAUCAACGAGAGCUUAAACCAAAUGGUGCGGACCUAGAAGUGUGCAACGAUAACAAGGACGAGUAUAUCCGGCUCGUUAUCGAUUGGCGUUUCGAAGCGCGCGUUAAGGAUCAGAUGCAGGCAUUCUUGGAAGGCGUCGGUUCGUUGGUACCAUUGCAUUUGCUCAAAAUUUUCGACGAAAAUGAGCUUGAGCUGCUGAUGUGCGGCAUCCAAAGCAUCGAUGUGAACGAUUGGAAAAAGAACACCAUGUACAAAGGAGACUACUAUGCAAACCACGCGGUGGUACAGUGGUUCUGGCGGGCUGUACUAUCAUUUAACAAUGAAAUGAGGGCUCGUUUGCUGCAGUUCGUAACCGGCACGUCACGUGUGCCCAUGAACGGUUUCAAGGAGCUGUACGGUUCGAACGGUCCGCAACUGUUUACUAUCGAGAAGUGGGGAACUGUCAACAAUUUUCCCCGCGCUCAUACCUGUUUCAACCGUUUAGAUUUGCCUCCAUAUGAAAGCUACGCCCAGCUGAAGGAAAAAUUAAUCAGUGCGAUCGAGGGCAGUCAAGGAUUUGCCGGUGUAGAUUAAACCGUGUUUACCUAAGACUUUGCUGAAAACUGUAAGCAAAUGUUUGCUAUUCGAUUGCCGUGCACCAAAACAACGUGUGCGUGUGUGAUCUUGACGGGAUUAUAAUUGUGUAGAUACGUUUUUUUGUUCACAUUUAUUUUAUUGGUGCACUUUAGUGUGUACAUGAAUAGGCGGGAUUCUAAUUGUUGGCGUCACUUUGCUAUACCACAAUAUUUAGCAACAGAGGCUCGCAUUCUGAAAAGGAAUUUAAAGUAUGAAGAAAGUAUAUGCGCAUGGGAAUUCUAAUCCCAAAGCCUGGAACUUGCUUAUGCGCGACACAACAUUCCAUUGUUAAAGAACAGUGUGGAAUAUCUAUAAAGCCGAUUUUAAUCAGGAAAGAUAACAACCAUUAAGAAAGUGAUAUAUGGAAAGGCAUGAUCGAAGACGUUAAGAAAUGAUGAAUGGUAUUUCAAAGCAAUCGGAAGGCAAUCGAUUAUAUAAAUGAAAUGUACUAUUUUUAGGAGAAUGUUAUCCUAACGGCAUUGAAAUACAGUCAUGAAAACAUUGGCAUAGGCUGCAUUCUAUGUUUUGAUAACAUUAGUGCCUUCAGAUACGUUUUUUCUGUCUUUCAUUUGAAUGUUUAAAGUAAGUAUUUUUUUUUUGUAAAAAAACAAACAAGGGAACUACGUACCAAUACUACUGAUUGUAAUUUUACCUGCGUCGUGUUUGCGGUGUAAAUGAAUAUGUUUUCAAUCGGUGAGAAAUAUAAAGGAAAGUUAUACUCUUAAAGCACCUACGUUCGCGUAUAUCAUACACCAAAAAAGGUUGAACACAAGAAAAAAAGAUUGUUAGUAGAUACUGAAAAUGUAUGCAUGGUCAGUGUACCUUGUACGAGAGAAUUGAAAAGAAAAAAACAGAGUUUGAGGAAACUUUAAUACGAUAGAACUGCGUGCAUUAUUUAUCUGAAACGAACCUACAAUUUAGUAGAAAAUUCUGGGAUAAACAUUUAACACAAAUCUAUUGUUACUGGUCGAACUACUAAACAAUAACGAAAAUGCUAGUUUCCGAAAAAUAUGGCUGGUGAAUUGGAUCGAUUUAUGCGCACAAAUGUUAAUCGUGAUUCUAAUGCAAAAAAAAACAUAAGCUUGCAAACUCCCGCCCAAUUACAGGUGACCAUUGUCAUCUCUAUGCAUAUAAUCGUAGUAGAAAACUAUCUGCGUUGAUAAAUACGAUUGUACUAGCCGUAGAAGUUAGGCAGAAACGGAUGUCGUAUGCAAUUUAUUUUAACAUCGGUAUAUAUUUUUAUUCUGUAGCAAUAAAAAGCAAAGGAAUAUGGCGCAGAGAAACAUUGAAAUAAAGCUAGGAGUUUAUGAAGAGAAUGAAAUUAAAAUAUACAAAAGUGAUGCUAGUUGUAAUAUUUGGUAAAAAAAAUCAAUAAAUCGGUUGCAGGAAAUAAUA